AGGGGCAGCUGGGCUGGGGGCGGGGACUUUGGCCCCGCCUGGCCAGAGAACCAAAAAAUAGGGUUGUCUCCCGGCCAGCAUAGAAAAACACCGACAGCCUCGAGGUGAACAUCUACAACCAUGGCAAGGCAAGCCGCUAAGACCUUGUGGUAUGACCGCCCACGAUAUGUAUUCAUCGAGUUCUGCGUGGAGGACAGCACAGACGUGAAAGUGGACCUGGAUGAUUACAAGGUGGUGCUCAGCUGUAAGAAUGCCGAUGGCGUGGAGCUGUACAAUGAGAUUCACUUUUAUGCCCGAGUGAAUUCCAAGGAUUCUCAGAACAAGCGCUCAGGCAGGUCCAUCACCCUCUUUGUGCGCAAAUGGAAGGAGAAAGUGGGCUGGCCUCGUCUCACCAAGGAGGAGUUCAAGCCAGCAUGGCUCUUGGUGGAUUUUGACAACUGGCGGGACUGGGAAGGCGAUGAGGAGGUGGAGGCAGCCAUGGUCGAACAGUAUGCAGAACUCAUGGAAAAGGUCACUACGAAGGUGACACCCCCUGCCAUGGAUGAUCUCGAUUUUACCACACGGGUCUUCUCCUGCCACCCUGCAGAGUUACUCACAGAAACUGGAGGAAAGAAGGAGACUCUGCAAGGAUUCCAUGUCAUCUUGCAAGACACUAUUCUUUUCCCAGAAGGUGGAGGACAGCCUGAUGACCGGGGGUUCAUAAAUGAUAUUCCAGUGCUUAGAGUCAUCCGACAAGGGCCAGAUGCUCUACACUUCAUCCAGACUCCCCUUGAGCCAGACACUGAAGUGCGGCUAGUACUAGAUUGGGAUCGGCGGUUUGACCACAUGCAGCAGCAUUCAGGACAACAUCUUAUCACAGCUUUAGCAGAUCUGAUGUUUGGAUUCAAGACAACAUCAUGGGAGCUGGGUCGCCAGAGAAGCACUAUUGAACUGGACACCACUUCAAUGACAGCAGCUCAGGUGGCAGCCCUUGAGCAGAACGUGAAUGAAAAGAUCCGUGCCCGAAUCCCUGUGGUGGUGCGGGAGUUGGCAGUGGGCGAUCCUGAAGUUGAGAUGGUGAGGAGCCGUGGCUUGCCGGAUGACCACACUGGGCCUGUUCGGAUAAUAAGCAUUGAGGGCAUUGAUGCCAACAUGUGUUGUGGCACACACGUCUCCAACCUCAGUGACCUGCAGGUAAUUAAGCUGUUGGGCACCGAAAAGGGGAAAAAGAACAAGACCAAUUUAGUUUUCCUUGCUGGGAACCGAGUGCUGAAAGCUCUGGAGCGAAGCCAUGCCACCGAGAAGGCCUUCACAUCACUGCUUAAGAACGGUCCAGAGGAACAUGUGGAAGCUGUGAAGAGGCUACAGAACUCAGUGAAGCAGUUUCAGAAGAGCAACUUGAAUCUGCUGAGAGAUUUGGCUGUUCUUACUGCUCACAGUUUCAAAACUAACCUGGCUCAGGAACCACUGUUUGUGUUGCACAGGAAAGAUGGCGAUUCUGAGUUCAUGAACAUCAUUGCGAAUGAGAUUGGCACAGAGAAAACUCUCAUUUUCCUGUCUGUGGGUGAUGAAAAGGCAGCUGGGCUUUUCCUACUUGCAGGACCUCCAGAAAUGGUGGAAAAACUAGGCCCCAGGGUGGCUGAACUGCUGGAAGGGAAAGGAGCUGGGAAACACGGCCGCUUCCAGGGCAAAGCCACACGGAUGAGCCGGCGAACAGAGGUGGAGGCCCUCCUCCAGGAGUGUAUCAAUCACAAAAACACAGAGCAAUGAUGGGAUGGACAAAAGACAAAUGGUUGGCAUGAGAAAGAUAAUGGAGAAAAGGUCCAGUCUCAGUUCCCCUUAAGGACUAUAAACUAAUACAAUUAAAAUGUCUUCUCUGUCA
This is a messenger RNA of Hemicordylus capensis (graceful crag lizard), 1861 nucleotides long. RefSeq names its product prostaglandin E synthase 3 like (gene PTGES3L). Gene Ontology annotation, cellular component: nucleus; cytosol. Lineage: Eukaryota; Metazoa; Chordata; Lepidosauria; Squamata; Cordylidae. The coding region runs from base 121 to 1749 and encodes 542 amino acids. The transcript has 17 exons. Gene Ontology annotation, molecular function: alanine-tRNA ligase activity; Ser-tRNA(Ala) deacylase activity; protein-folding chaperone binding. The record is from RefSeq and is a predicted model, not a curated record. Gene Ontology annotation, biological process: alanyl-tRNA aminoacylation; regulation of translational fidelity; protein folding.